Molecule: messenger RNA, 2114 nt
Organism: Armigeres subalbatus
Lineage: Eukaryota; Metazoa; Arthropoda; Insecta; Diptera; Culicidae
Gene: CCT2
Product: T-complex protein 1 subunit beta
Exons: 3
Coding region: 151-1755 (534 amino acids)
Biological process (GO): protein folding
Cellular component (GO): chaperonin-containing T-complex; cytosol
Molecular function (GO): ATP binding; ATP hydrolysis activity; ATP-dependent protein folding chaperone
Source: RefSeq, a predicted model, not a curated record
UUUUCAUCGUAUUGGCUGUCAAUCUGACAGAAGCUGUCAAUUUCAAGUUAUUUCGAUGAUGUCAAAUGCAAAACGCAGAAAAUCCAUUCCCGUUUUCAGUGGUGGCUCGAAGAUUUGUGCGACGAUAUUUGAUUUGUAAAAUACAGAAAAAUGGUCUCCCUAAACCCAGUUCGUAUUUUGAAGAAUGAAGCCGAGGAGGAAAAAGGUGAAAUCGCUCGACUGUCGUCGUUCGUGGGUGCGAUCGCCAUCGGUGAUCUGGUCAAGAGCACACUCGGCCCCAAGGGAAUGGACAAAAUUCUUGUCGCGCACGGCCGCAGCGCCGGACAGGUCGAGGUGACCAACGACGGAGCCACCAUUUUGAAAGCGGUCGGUGUGGACAAUCCCGCGGCAAAGAUUCUGGUCGACAUGAGUCGCGUUCAGGACGACGAAGUUGGCGAUGGAACCACCUCGGUUACGGUGUUCGCAUCGGAAUUGUUGCGCGAGGCUGAGAAGCUGAUCGAACAAAAGCUGCAUCCUCAGACAAUUAUCGCAGGUUGGCGUGCUGCCACCCAGGCAGCCAGGUCCGCUCUGAUUGCUGCGGCCCAGGACAAUUCACAAAAUGUGGACAAGUUCCGGGAGGAUCUGAUGAACAUUGCCCGCACAACGCUGAGUUCUAAGAUUCUGUCACAGCACAAAGAGUACUUUGCCAAGCUGGCAGUCGAUGCUGUGAUGCGCCUCAAAGGAUCCGGCGAAAUGACCGCAAUUCAGCUUAUCAAGAAAACGGGUGGUACCCUGGAGGAAUCGUUCCUGGAUGAAGGAUUUUUGCUGGACAAGAAGCCAGGAGUUCAUCAGCCUAAACGCGUAGAAAAUGCAAAGAUCUUGAUUGCUAACACUCCAAUGGACACUGACAAAAUCAAAGUGUUCGGUUCGAGCAUCAAGGUCGACUCCAUGGCCAAGAUUGCCGAGUUGGAGGUUGCUGAGAAAGAGAAGAUGAAGGACAAAGUCAAUAAGAUCCUCGGACACAAUUGUACUGUGUUCAUCAACCGCCAGCUGAUCUACAACUACCCGGAGCAGCUGUUUGCCGAUGCUGGUGUGAUGGCCAUCGAGCAUGCUGAUUUCGAUGGCAUCGAACGUCUGGCUCUUGUAACUGGCGGAGAAAUCGUAUCCACUUUCGAUAAUCCUGACCUGGUCAAGAUGGGCCGUUGUGAUUUGAUCGAACAGGUGAUGAUCGGAGAGGAUACACUGCUGCGCUUCAGUGGCGUCCCGUUGGGUGAGGCUUGCACCGUUGUGAUCCGUGGGGCCACUCAACAGAUCAUCGAUGAAGCAGAGCGUUCGCUUCACGAUGCACUUUGCGUGCUGACCGCUACUGUAAAGGAAACGCGCAUUGUUUAUGGUGGUGGCUGCUCAGAAACGCUAAUGGCCACGGCGGUGUACAAGCUCGCAGCCGAAACAGCCGGCAAGGAAGCCAUGGCCAUGGAAUCGUUUGCUCGUGCCUUGCUCCAGUUGCCCACGACCAUCGCCGAUAACGCUGGAUACGAUUCCGCUCAGUUGGUAUCGGAGCUCCGCGCUGGACAUUCACAGGGCAAGAACACCCUUGGAUUGAAUAUGUACGAAGGCAAGGUUGGCUGCAUGAAGGAGCUUGGCAUCACUGAAUCGUUCGCCGUGAAGAGACAAGUGCUGUUGUCCGCAUCGGAGGCCGCAGAAAUGAUUCUACGCGUGGAUAAUAUUAUUAAGAGUGCACCAAGGAAGCGUGUCCCGGACCGUGGAUACUGCUAAGCUAAACUUUAUUUAUAGUUACUCGUGUAAUUGCGCGUUUUGUAUCACUCACAUUAUAACACUUCCCGUUACUAAGCUUACUAUCUAUGUUUAAUCGUUCAUCCACGCGAAUCAUCUCAGUCAUGGUUUUUUGAUCAACCAAAAACGACAGUAAUUGAAUCACUUCUUUGCUGAAUAACUUAUAAUUGCACCAGACCCCUUAAAUAACCAAUUUGUUUGCGAUUAAAAGUUGCUAAUUAGUGAAACAUAAACUCAGAAUCAAUAAGCAACUUUGGCCAUUGAAGCGCUAGUCGCUUGAUUCACAGCCUAACAUUUUACUGCAAAAAUAAAGGUCAGAUUUAUUCAUUACCAAUCCAUAA